Penicillium concentricum is the source of this 1428-nucleotide messenger RNA. RefSeq names its product Zn(II)2Cys6 transcription factor. The coding region runs from base 1 to 1428 and encodes 475 amino acids. Lineage: Eukaryota; Fungi; Ascomycota; Eurotiomycetes; Eurotiales; Aspergillaceae. The record is from RefSeq and is a predicted model, not a curated record. Gene Ontology annotation, molecular function: DNA-binding transcription factor activity, RNA polymerase II-specific; zinc ion binding; transcription cis-regulatory region binding. The transcript is spliced from 5 exons. Gene Ontology annotation, biological process: positive regulation of transcription by RNA polymerase II. Gene Ontology annotation, cellular component: nucleus.
AUGGCUAGUCGAAGCUGUGGGACAUGUAGGGAUCGUCGGAUUCUCUGCGACCGGACUGUCCCAAGGUGCUCGCAGUGUGCCCAGUCUAACCGCACCUGUAAAGGCUACGGCCUCCGGUUGUCUUGGCCAAAGGCCAAUGAUAAGCGACGUGCUGUGGUGGCACGCUCAUUCAUACAGCAGAGGCGCGCAGGGCCUCAUUCCUUCAAUGCGCGCCUGAUUAAUAUAUCCACCUGGGAUAUUGAGAUGCACCGCUAUCUCUUAGGUCUAGUAUCAAGUGUUCAAUCUACUGCAUCCUGCUCUUUGACAACCUUCGGUCAUGACCCAACCAAUGUGGGCAAUAUGCUUAUCCGCAUGGCACUUGUCAAUAACGCCCCAUCCACUGUUGCAGUGCUGCGGUCUUUGCUCGCAUUAUCCUCCCUGCACCGCUCUGGGCUGCAAUCACAAGCUGCUGAACUCAAGAUUGCUGCCUUAAAAGCCCUAGGUGUCGCAUCGAAUCGCGAAAUCGGUACCAUGGAAACAAUCCAGCAUGUUGCUGCGGGGAUGCUCUUAUGCUCUUAUGAGAUCCACCAGGCGUCAUGUACCUCCGGCCAAUGGCGAUUGUACAUUAUCGGCGUCAAAAGUGUCAUAAAAGCCUCAUCUUUCGACACAUUUAAAAGUGACAGCGACUUCAAUGCCUUGCUUGACUGGGUAUACUACCAUGAUGUAUUGUCCCGUUUCAGUAUCACACACUGGCAUCCGCCGGCGAUCGACAGGCCUCUCGUACAUUUGGACGAGCCGGUAGAUAUUCCAUCGCCGCCGGUGAACACCGAUCCGUGUAUUGAGGUUGGCAUAGUCUUUUCGCGUUCCACCGAAAUCACACACUCAACCCAAUCUUCCUUUACCAAAAUUCUGAAGUCUUUGACUGGGGUCUUCAAUCUAGUCGCAACAAAACCGUCUCAUAUGUCUUCAUCCGAAGAAGCCGACAACUUUAAAAGCUACCUUAAAAUCCUCACUUGGAGGAUCCGGUCCAUCCCGAUCUCAGACACGAUAAUCAAUGAGAAUCCGAGCAUGGCGACUCUUGUGGAACUUUUCCAACUAGCCACUCUCAUCUAUCUUAACCGGGUAUUUGGAAACAUCCUAGAGCUGAUUACCGAAACUCAACAACAGAUUGAACGAGCCUUCAGUAUUUUCUCCCAGCUCAAAUCUUGUGAGCGUCAGUAUCCGCUGUUUAUCUUGGGCUGCGAAGCGCGGACAGAUGGGGAAAGAUGUAUAGUCCUGGAUUUAAUUUCCAGGACGGAGAAGAGGGAUUCAUCGCGUUCCCUAUUUUUGACCAAGAAACUUAUCCAGGCCAUCUGGGUACAAGAUGAUCUUUCACAUGGCGAGAUUGACUAUACUGAAAAGCUCAGUGCCAUAUUGAGCUGUUGCACUAUUUUGCCUACUUUUGUCUGA